AUUAAACAACGGACAGAUUAAUUCAAAAACUAAUAAGAAUUGUUGCUUUAGUUAAAUUUAAAAGACAUCAAUGCACUGUAAGUAUUGAUAAGAAAUUUAUGGUACAUCAAAAAUAUGGAUCGAAGUGUAAAAAGUGAGAGGAAAACAAGAAGUAUGCGCCUCAAGGAGAAUUGCGAAGAAGUACCUAAAAGUUUAAUUAAAAAGGGUAACUAUGUGCGUAAUCCUGAAUUAGAAACAAACAAUGAUUUUGACGAAGAAGUGCCUAAGUCUACUCGUAAGCUAAGACGACAUACGCUCAAAGAACAAAACAGAGCAAAUUCCGAAGAUGAUAUUCCAGUAAAAAAACAUAAAAAAUCAAGCAGGACUAAAAGAAAUCAUACAGAAACCUUUGAUAACCUGGAUACAGGGGAUCAGCAUGACGUUGAAAUUCCGGAAGUAAAGCAUAAGGUGAAGAAAAGCAAAAAGAAAAAACAGGAUGUUAUGGUUGAAGAUGUAGAGAACGUUGAUGAUAUAAAAGACGUGCCAAAGACAAAAAGGAAGUCUAAAAGGAGAAAGAAGCAAUCAAGUGAAGCAAGUCCUAUAAAAAUUGAAGAAAAUAAUGAAGAAAAAAAUGAAAUAUUUGUAAAAGAAGACCUGCUGAAUGUAAGCAAUGCAUCAAAUGAAUCUUAUCACAGUGCUGCUGGCAGCAUUCACAGCGAGAAAUUACUUGAAGUCAAUGGCACAGUUACAGAAUCUGAAUCUGCAGUCAUAAAUAGAUCAAGAAAGAAAUCAACACCAAAAUCAUCUAAAAAGAACAACAUUUACAAGUAUUCUGUUAAAAAUGAGAUAGUUAUCAACUCAUUUGAAAAAGAACCUUUGAAAUCUGAAUCAAAUGCCUCUAAAACUUCUGAAAGUUUCAAUAAAUCUAUGGAAAAUAAAAAUCAUAGUAAUACAUCUAAAAUAAAACUUGAUGAUACUUUUGAAAAAACAAAUUUAAAUAACAGCAAUUGUUCAAAAGUGAAACUUGAUGAUACUUGGGAAAAAAUAAAUUCAAAUGAAAACAGUUGUUCUAAAAUAAAACUUGAUACUUAUGAUAAGCCAAUAUCAAAUGAAAACAAUUGUUCAAAAAUAAAACUUAAUGAUACUUUUGAAAAACCAAACUUAAAUGAAAACAAUUGUUCAAAAAUAAAACUUAAUGAUACUUUUGAAAAGACAAAUUCAAAUGUUUCUAUUAAUAUUGAAAACUGCAAUAAUCAGUCCAUGAACAAACGAAGAUCAUCCAGCAUUUUGUUGUUAGAUGCAUCUAAUUCAAUGACAAACUUAAACAACACAUUUGAUAAAUCUGAUAGACCUAAUGAGAACAAAUCACUAGAUGCGACAUUGGAAAAACAAAAACUAAAUGGUACUUAUGACUUUGAUGAGAAAAAUGCAAGCUUAAAAUCUGACGGUAACAAAACAAUUGACAACGCUAACAAUUCACAUAUCAGUAUUAACAGUGACGAUUCUAAAACAGAAAAUUUAAUAAACAUUACCGCAGAGUUAGUGGAGAGUAGCAAUGAUGAAAUAUCUUUUAAAAAUUCCCCACCGAAAACAGGAACUCAAAAUUUAGAACUACCACUAACACCUUUUAAACGGGAAGGUACUUAUACUAAAGAGAGUCCACCGUACGUUGAACAAGAGCCUGACACAAUAUCCAUAGAUUCCGGAAACACUGGAAGUGAUAAUUCAUGUAGGACUCCGGAUAGACGUAAAACAUUACAGUCACCAGGGUGCACACCAUUUGUGAUGAUAAAGGAGAAAAAGACAGUUUUUAAUGUAACACGUUCUAUUGAAAAGUCAUUACGGAGGUCUACAUCCAUGGAGCCAGCACCCAGGGCCACCAAGGUGAUGUUCUGUAGCCCCACGAACCAGGCCACCAUCGGCUCACAGAUUAAACGGAAGGUGAUCAAAUCUAACAUAAAAGGAUCAAAUAAAAGUUUUAUUUUUGAUAGUAGUGUGUCGGAGGUCAGUCGUUCAGGUCGUAAGCGGUCGUACACACAGAAUGAUGUAGAUGAGGUGCGCAGUAAGAGAUCUAAACUGGAGGAGGAGAAGAAAUCAGUGGAGAGACUCUCACGUCCCCGGACAUUGAGUGCUACAGUGAAAACCAGCGAAGCUUCAACACCAACAAAGAAACCAAUAGUGUCAAAGACAAAGCUAGAGAGUAAAGUUACAAGGACAAAGUUGCCAAACUUUACUGCAUUACAUCAGAAGCAGUUUGAUAAGAUGGAGUCACUGGAUCAGUGCCAGGAGAGGAAGGCAAAGCGCGCCAGGCAGUUGCUGACACCUACUGGAACUGUCAACAUGCUGGAAAAAACAAGUCCUAAAGAAAAAGAUACAGAAUCGGAUUCAAAAGCUGCAAAAGAGAAACCCAAACCGAGUACACCUUGUUUACGGAAAUCAAAAACAUUAAACCUCACAUCAUUGAACCCUGGAUACACGAGGUUUGGGUUCAAAAUGAACACCACCGUGAAUCCAUUCAGUGUACCCAAUAAAGAAGAUAAAGCGAACGAGAGUAAACUCCUUCCUUCUAGAACGGGCGCUACAACUUCUAGAAGAGAAGCAGCAAAGCAGACAGUGAUGAGAGAGAAAUCAUUCACAGAACGGAACAGCGCUAAGAGGAAUGAAAGCAGAACUUUCAUAAAAGGAGUUAGAACAAAUAGGAGGUUCCAAUUGCAGAUGCAAAUGAGAAAUGUUAACAUGAACUAAAAAUUUCAGGACAGGAAAUAGUGUUUGGUACAAUUCAGAAUAUCAAGUUAGUUAUUCACUUAUGGUAAUGAAUCCCCAUUGAUUUAGAAACCGAUAAAAUACGACAGUUUAUUUUUAUUGUCCUCAUGGACGAUUAGGGGAUAAAAGAAGGCUAUUUCAAAGUUAUUACUUACUAUAAACUUGUGCUACUUUUAUUACUGUGUGCCAUAAACGCAAGUUGUUUAAGGUACAAAUUAUUAUUUCGUACUUUUUAAUAUUAUUUUUAAACAAUUUAUUAAUUAAGAAAUGUUUGGAUUAACAUAUAAGCUAAUACUGACAAUAUUUAAUCCCCGGUAUUAAUAAAAUUUAAAAGUAUGGUCAUCAGCUCACAAUACAUCCCCACUGAGAAGCUCAGACAAUAUCCUAAGGGUCCGUGCAAACGGGCCACCGACAACCAGUUCACACGAUUUUUUAUACAUUUUAUGAUGGCCAACGGUGACUGUGGUCGGUAGCCCGUCUGCGCCGAGCCUAAGUUAGGAGUGACUAGGCUAUAGUCAACCACGCUGGUCCAGAUUGACUUGGUGAAAAGUAUGGUAAAUGCUUACAAAUUUUGAUGCUACCUUUUAGUAUAGGACAAGUAUGUAUUGUUUUAACAAAUGAUUAAACUGUUUUUGUA
Papilio xuthus (Asian swallowtail) is the source of this 3379-nucleotide messenger RNA. RefSeq names its product Mitotic spindle and nuclear protein (gene Mink). The transcript is spliced from 6 exons. Bases 115 to 2724 code for a protein of 869 amino acids. The record is from RefSeq and is a predicted model, not a curated record. Lineage: Eukaryota; Metazoa; Arthropoda; Insecta; Lepidoptera; Papilionidae.